This is a messenger RNA of Paramisgurnus dabryanus, 3384 nucleotides long. It is a transcript of the gene lrrcc1, whose product is annotated as leucine rich repeat and coiled-coil centrosomal protein 1. NCBI's taxonomy places the organism in Eukaryota, Metazoa, Chordata, Actinopteri, Cypriniformes, Cobitidae. Gene Ontology annotation, cellular component: centrosome; cytoplasm. The record is from RefSeq and is a predicted model, not a curated record. Gene Ontology annotation, molecular function: protein binding.
CCGGAAGUGCUGGAUACGCGGGACUUUUAAUUUUCUACAGCGGCAAAAACAUGAAAACAGGCAGUUGAAGUUUAUCACAACUCGGUUUGACAGGUUAAUAAAGAAGACUGGAGUUUAUUGUCAAGCCACUGUCAAUGUGUCUGUAGCAGGUCAUGGCUGUUGGAGAGCUCUGUCUGAUUGAAAAGGACAUUUCAAGUCUGCUAGAGAUACCACUUAAUCCCAGCAUCUCAUCUCUGAAUCUUCACUGUAAUCGCCUCUGUAAGAUUGAAGGCUUGGCGACAGCAUGGCAUAUUCGACAUCUGGACCUGUCAUCUAAUCGCAUCUGUCGUAUAGAGGGAUUGGUUUCUCUGUCCUCACUACGCACCUUAAACUUGUCUUGCAAUUUAAUCACUAGGGUCGAAGGGCUCAAUGGACUAACAAAUCUUACAAGUCUAAAUUUAGCCUACAAUCAAAUAAAUGACCUAACUGGCCUCUUAUAUCUUCAUGGAGCUGAGUACAAACUAAAACACCUGCAGCUCCACAGCAAUCGUCUGGAUAGUAUGAACCAUCUGCUGCAGUGCAUGGUGGGACUGCAGAAUCUGAAGGAUGUUACUCUCAGCAAAGACGGCUCACAGAAUCCAGUCUGCUUACUGCCAGGCUAUAGAGAUAUGGUCCUUCAGUCUCUGUCUCGGAUCACGGCACUAGAUGGAGUAGAUCGCCUGGGAAACACUUCUCCUUUAGCAGAGGACAGUCCUAUGGAUGUUCCUGGACUUGAGGAUUUCCUAGAAUUUCUUAUUUCAUCAGACGCUAGCGUUACUGGAGAUCUGGCAAAAUCAGACACUCUUCUCAAUGCUCCACGUAUUGACGAGGUCCUGACCCAGUUUUGGCAGCGAGGUGAAAAACCAGCCGCAGAAAAUCAUGAAAAUGAGCUACGUAUUAAAAAACUAGAGCAACAGGUUUCCCAUCUCAUUCAGAAGGUACCAGCAGGGGAUGGCUUUAAAACGAGCCAUGCUUUACCUUCUGCAGUUCGUAAGGCUAAGAAAGAUACUGAUCAGACAUCAGAGAGUGAAUGUGACAGCACAAAAGAGAACCAGCGGCAUUCCAGAAUCCCGGCCCGUCCGAAAGGCUCUGCAGCGAAAAAAAUCACCAAGGACAUCAGGCCCAAAUCUGCAUGUGUAACAGACACACAAAAGCAGAGAUCCUCAAAGCAGGCUGCUGGCACCCGUCUUAGGACGACGUCCAUCCAUAGCUCUGGAUCUGUGGAAACAGUUGAGUCUAUAACAAAAGGCCCUAAAACAAUCACAGCAAGUCCUAACAAAAGCCCAGGUCAAUCCCAACAAGAAACCUAUAGGGCAAUAGUGGAAGAGCGAGACCAAGAGCGCGAGCGACGGUGGAAGGCAGAGCAGGCUGUGAAAAGGCUCACAGAACAAGUCAAGAACCUGCAGACUCAAGCCAGUGAGGAAAAGGACCUACAGAGUUUAGCCCUGCACACCACAGACAGGUUAAAGGAGAUGCUGUUAAAGGAGCGUUCAGAUAGGGCAGGACUGCAAACCCGCUUGCAGGAGCUGGAGGAAAGAUACAGGUCUACGGUAGAGCAGAUGGAGCAGACGCGCAACCGAGAAGACCAACACAAGAGGGCGCUGUGCAGUCUGGAGGAAAGCAUGAGCCAGGCAGAGGCUGUCAGGGCACAGCAGCGUGCAGAAGAGAUCAAGAGGACUCAGGAGCUGGAGAACAAGGUGUCUGCUUUUAAAAGGGAAGUUGAAAUACUCAGAGCAUCAGCACGACAUCACAAAGAGAAGCUACAGCAGCUGCAUGAACUAUUGGCCUCUAGGGAGGAGAUGCACAGGAAGGAACUUGCAUCGCGGCUGCUUCCUGGUGGGACUGAGUUUAAGGACGCUGUAGCUAAAGAGGUAGAGGCUACAGAAAAAAGAUUUGCCCAGAAACAGGCUGAGAUGGAGCAAAAGAUUGCAGAUUCUCAAAAGCAGUACGCCGCCCUGGAGGAUGAAUUUCGUAUUGCUCUUACCAUUGAAGCAAAGCGUUUCUCAGAGGUAAAGGAGGCUUUUGAUCAGAUGUCUUCUGAGCUGAUAGAAGUGAAAUCAAGCCUCAGCCAGUCACAGCGAAAAGAGAAACAGUCAGCCUCUCUGGUGCAAGAGCUCACAACUAUGGUGAAGGAGCAAAAAACAAGAAUAGCUGAGCUUCUCAAAGCUAAACGAGAAGCUGCAACUGAGUUUAAGGACCGUGUGCAGUCAUUGGAAUCCAGGUUAGAAGAGGAUAAACGCCUCAGUCUACAGGUGGAGCUACUGAAGAAGGACAAGUCCAAGCUGCUGUCCCAGCUUACAGCUCAAGAGUCUGUCAUAGAUGGCCUACGGGCAGAGAGAAAGCUCUGGGGCCAGGAACUUGCACAGCAAGGUGCAUCCUUAGCACAGGAUCGUGGUCGACUAGAGGCCAGAAUUGAAAUUUUGUCAAGCGAACUGGAAUCGCAAAAGAAACAGAACGAGAGAGACAAUGAUGCGCUCAGGAUUAAAGCCAAGAUUGUUGAUGACCAGACAGAGACUAUUCGUAAAUUAAAGGAGGCACUGAUUGAGCGAGAUGAGCAGAUCCGUAAACUGCGUGAUGAGAGUGUGCAGGACCAGCGAAAGUUAAAACAGAAGCUGGAGGAGGACAUGGCAUCUGCAGCGGAGCUCAGAGACAACGUCGAGCAGCUUAGUCUCAGGAAGGAGGAGCUAAAACAACAGCUCCUUGAUAAGGAGGCAGAGCUUGAUGAAUUCAAAGAGACCUACAGGGCUUCAAGUAAGAAAUGGCAGGAAAAGGCAGAACUGUUGAACAGGCUCGAGAGCCAGGUGAAACGAAUGAAGGAGGGUUUUGAUUCCAAAGAGAGGGCUCUGGUGGAAGAAAGAGACAAAGCUUCACAAGCACACAGAGCGGCAGUGGAGAAGCUUCACUGUGUGGAUGAUGCUUUCCGUAGACAACUGGAAUCUUUGCAGGCAUCCCAUCAGGCUGAACUACUACGUCUUGCCAAUGACAAACAGAAACAGAUAGAGCAAGCCAAUCAAAAGGUGCUUCAGGUGGAGGAGGAAAUGCGCCAGCUGCUUGAAGAAACUGAGAGUAAUAAAAGAAUAAUGGAGGAGAAAAUGAGACGUCUCACAAAAGUGCUAAAAGACUUUUAACCUCUGAUACAUUAUGAUGCCACAAGACAAAACAGACAAAAUACUUGAGAGAUGUCUUUAUUUUAAAGUCACAGGAUUUUGUUACCUAUACUACAGUCUGGUUCUUAUUUUGGUUGCCAACAUGAUCCUGAUGUUGAACUGUUUUUAAAGACAAAAUACAAUACAUAAAAAUUAGGUAUGCACAACAAUUAAUCGCGAUUAAUCUAUAGCAGAAUAAACAUUUUGGUUUACAUUAUAU